Molecule: messenger RNA, 2198 nt
Organism: Drosophila gunungcola (fruit fly)
Lineage: Eukaryota; Metazoa; Arthropoda; Insecta; Diptera; Drosophilidae
Gene: Bulli
Product: regulator of MON1-CCZ1 complex
Biological process (GO): regulation of autophagy
Cellular component (GO): lysosomal membrane; late endosome membrane; Mon1-Ccz1 complex
Molecular function (GO): protein binding
Source: RefSeq, a predicted model, not a curated record
UCUUUAGCACCCGUCUUAGGUCACAUAUCUAAUGAGGGGUGUAUAAAAAGUUGCCCUGUAGUUUGUUAUUUAUUAUUUUUCUGCCAAAUAAUGGAUAAUCCCAACGGAAUCCACUAUAUUGAGCUAUCCCCUAAUCCCAUACGGUUCGAUGCUGUGAGCCAGUUAACAAAUGUAUUUUUUGAUGACUCAAAUAAGCAGAUUUUUGCUGUUCGAUCUGGAGGAGCAACGGGCGUAGUGGUUAAAGGGCCCGGUGCCACCGAUGACACCGUCAUCUCCUUUUGCAUGAGCGAUCGCGGAGGUGCUAUACGUUCCAUCAAAUUUUCGCCGGACAAUCAAAUCUUGGCCGUUCAGCGUAAGGAAAAUGCCGUGGAGUUCAUAUGUUUCCAGGGGGAACAGCCUCUGCUGCAGGAGAUCAUUACCCACCAGGUGAAGACUAUGAUCCAUGGCUUCGUGUGGGUCCACAAUCGGGAGGUGGCUCUGAUCUCGAAUACGGGUGUAGAAGUGUACACUGUGGUGCCGGAGAAACGUCAAGUGCGCUCUGUAAAAUCACUAAGCAUUGGCAUCAAGUGGUUCGCCUGGUGUUGCGAUGCCAAUGUAGCCCUACUUUGCACCAGCGAGGGAAACUCCCUGAUUCCGGUACUCGUCAAGCAGAAGGUCAUCACCAAGCUGCCUAAAGUGGACUUGGGCAGUCCAAGUCGCGAUGUUCAGGAGAGCAAGGUAACCUUAGGUCAAGUCUAUGGCGUGCUAGCGGUGCUAAUACUGCAGUCAAAUAGCAGCUCUGGUCAGAUGGAAGUGGAGGUUCACUUGCUCAAUGGACCGGGCCUAGCGCCUCGCUUGUGCCAUGUCCUGCGCUUGAGCCUAGUGGGCCGAUUUGCCAUCAACACGGUGGAUAACUUGAUUGUGGUGCACCAUCAAGCAUCGGGCACCUCGCUGCUAUUCGACAUCUCACUCCCCGGAGAGUUGGUCAAUGAAAUAACCUACCACACUCCCAUAACCCCGGGUCGUUCCAUCAAGCCGUUUGGCUUGAAGCUGCCUUCGCUAUCACCCGAUGGACAAAUCUUGCAGUGCGAGUUGUAUUCCACCCACUGGGUGCUCUUCCAGCCGAACAUUGUCAUCGAUGCCAAACUGGGUUGCAUGUGGUUCCUGAACCUUUGUAUUGAACCCUUGUGCCAACUGAUUUCGGAUCGCAUUCGACUCACAGAAUUUCUCCUGCAGCGCAGCACUGGCAAACAGGUGCUAUUAAAGGUUGUGGCUCAGCUAGUGGACGAUCAGUAUAAGGGAACUCUGCUGCCAGUUUUAGAGACCAUCUUCAGCAGAAUCAACAAGAUAUAUGCAUCCUGGGUGCAGUUGGAGCUGCAAAAUCAAACUGCUCAACCGUCGAACGUGAAGACUUCCACCCUGAAGCAGAGCACACCGCCUAUUGUCCUUAUUGAGCAACUGGAUAUGGUGCAGAUCUUCCAGCGCAUUUCGCGUCGCUCGUACACUGAGUCCAUCUUGAUACUUUACCUGCAAUCCCUGAACAAGUUUAACAUUGCUGCCCAGGAGGAGUUAAGCAAGAUGAUCAUUACUGAACUGAUCCACAACCGCAGCUUCGACACUUUGAGACGUUUGGUCAGCUAUUCAAUGCUGCUGGAGUCAAAGUCGGUGGCUUGCUUUCUGCUUUCCCAUUCCGCUGUGGAUACGGCCAUAUCUCAGGUGGCCAUCGAUAUGCUGGGCAGGAUUCAGGCUCAUGAGAUUAUUAUAGAAGUGAUGUUGGGACAAGGCAAAGUAAUCGAUGCGUUAAGACUGGCUAAGAACUCUUUGGGUCUGGAUAAAGUGCCAGCUAGAAAAUUCUUAGAAGCUGCUUACAAGACAAAAGAUGAUCUCAUUUUUCACAGCGUUUUCAAAUUCUUUCAAAUGAGAAACCUGAAGCUUUAUGAGACCUUGUCUUUUCCCAAGGCUGAACAAUGCACGGAGUUUAUACAGCAUUAUAACAAUACUUUUCCGGUUGAUAAUUCUACAAGACCACCAAUAUGUUAAGGGAAACUACUUAAGUAAUAUGUUAUUAUUGUUAUUGAAAGUGUGCUUGAAAAUAACUAUAUAAAUUGUAUAUAAAUUGUUUGAACUCAAUAAUAUCAUAAAAAAUAGCGACGAUCGCACUACCCGAAUAUUUGGGAUCUUUGGAACACUCCUUUAUAGCAUACACGAAGGAGUGUGGC